GUCCAGCUGAGCGAAGGGAAGAAGGAAACGAGAAAUAAAAAGGGGGAAAGCAGGUUCAGAGGGAGCGGACGGAGUGUGUCAGGGCUGUGUCGUGCUCACCGCGGACAGACACACACUGAACAAACACAGACGGACAGACAGACAUGGAGAGCUCCACUGAGGAAGACUACAAAGAGAAAUUAUUAUGGAACGUCAAACGAGAGGUGAAGCAGACUAUGGAGGAAGCUGUGACGAAGAAGUUUGUCCACGAAGACAGCAGCCACAUCAUCGCUCUGUGCACUGCCAUCGAGGCCUGCUUGGGUCACCUGUUGAAGAGACGGGCCGCUGGUUUCCUCCGCAGCGACAAGAUCGCAGCCCUCUUCACCAAAGUGGGCAAAGUCUACGAGACGGCCGGAGAGAUUUGUCGUAAAGUGCAGGAGCAGCUCCAGCAGCAGGCGGACCUCACCAGGAGAACCCAGAGUGUGAGCCACGAGCCCCUGAGGAGACAGGGCUCGUCCACCACCUGCCGCCCCCCUCAGCCGCUCUCUGCCCAGGCCAUCAAACACAUCUGGGUCCGCACGGCUCUGUUCGAGAAAGUUCUGGACAAGAUAGUGCAGUACAUCGUGGACAACUCCAGUAAAUACUACGAGAGGGAAGCACUAAUGCAUGACUCAGUGUUCGGGCCAAUCCUGGCAGCCCUGCUGGUGGGCCCCUGCGCUCUGGAGUAUACCAAACUGAAGACGUCGGAUCAUUUCUGGACGGACCCGUCAGCCAAUGAGCUCGUUCAGCGACACAGAAUCCACGGAGCUAACCGGGGCCAAGACACUGCGACGGGGCGGCGGCCUGCUCUGGGGAUCCGUAAGAGGCAGUCGAGUGGCAGCAUGUCAGAAGAUCGGUUUGCUGCAUCAGCGAGGGAGUACGUCGAGUCUCUUCACCAAAACUCCAGAACUCACCUCCUCUACGGCAAAAACAACGUGAUGGUGCAACCGAAGAAAGACAUGGAGGUGCUGCGGGGCUACUUAUCACUUCACCAGGCUGGAGAAAACCUCACCCUGAAGUGGACGCCGAACAAGCUCAUCAACGGCACGCUGGGAGACUGUGACCUGGAGAAGAGCAUCUACUGGGAUUACGCACUGACUGUCCCUCUGCGCCAGAUAGUCUGCAUCCACUGUCACCAACGACCUGAUUGUGGAGGCACGCUUGUUCUGGUCAGUCAGGAUGGGAUCCAGCGGCCGCCCCUUCUUUUCCCCCCCGGUGGUCACCUCCUGGCCUUCCUCUCCUGUCUGGAAACCGGGCUUUUACCGCGGGGUCAACUGGAGCCCCCCCUCUGGUCCCAGAAAGGAAAGGGAAAAGUGUUUCCCAAACUGAGGAAGAGGAACAGCAGUGCCCGGCUCAUCGACCAGGACAGGAGCAGUGAGGAGGAGACAGCAGCCGACUACGUGUUUCGUAUUGUUUACCCUGGAUACCGAUACGACGCCAUCACCAUAAACUACCACCACACCACGGGCAGCCGCGCUCCGUCGCUGGACGACGACGAGGAAGAGGAAGAUAGGCUCCAUGCAAUGAUCUCAAUGAUCUGCUCGCGGAACCUCACAGACCCUAAUGUCAUGAAAGACCAUGGGGACAUGAUGGAGAUGCAGGGUUUCGGAGGCAGCCCGUCGUCGUGGCAACAGGCUGAAGUUACAACUCACGAGCUGCUGUGCCAGUCCUGCACCACGGCAGGCACUAACUUGUCGUUUGAUCUCCAGUCCGGCUGUACCUGCAUACAUGACACGUUAGACAUUCACACUGUUCCUCUUAAGAUGCUCUGCCAAAAUAUGAAGAGGCAGAUAGUGUCCAGAGCCUUUUAUGGCUGGCUGGCAUACUGUCGUCAUCUGUCCACUGUGCGGACUCACCUGUCAGCUCUGGUCAAUCACAACAUCGUCCCUCCUGACAGACCCUGCGAGGCAUCUGGAGGUCUCAGCAAAGAGGUGUGGAGCAAGUACCAGAAAGACUGCAAGAACUACAAGGAGCUGGAGCUGCUGCGGCUGGUGUAUUACGGCGGAGUGCAGCACGAAAUCAGAAAGGAGGUUUGGCCUUUCCUGCUGGGACACUACAAGUUCGGCAUGGAAAAAAAAGACAUGAGCCAGAUUGAUAUGAAGAUCAGUGAGCGCUACCAGCAGGUGAUGCGGGAGUGGAAGGCCUGUGAGGUGAUCGUCAAGCAGAGGGAGAAGGAGAUGCAGUCGGCCAUCUUUGCUAAGCUCUCUUCAGGCAGCAGCAUCGACAGCCAUGUCCUGAGGCUCGUUCACAGAGACUCCACACUGAGCAACGAGGUGUUUAUGUCCGUGGAUGAGCCGGACGCAGGGAGCCAGGAGACCCCCAGUGGAGAGGACAGUACCCCCACCAUGACCACCCUGGUUCCCCCCGCGGCCCUCCCGCAAGAGGAGCGCCCUCUGGUGGAGUUUGACUCCCCCGACUCGGGUCUUCCCUCCUCCAGAAACUACUCAGUGACCUCUGCUCAUUCCCAGAUCCUGUCCAGCAUAGACGACGGGCAGAGCACGGAGGAGGAAGGGGGGGGCAGGGAGGAGGGCAGUACUCCAGGUGUGCUGGGGGGGUGUCAGGAGUCUCUGUCUGAGGACAAACUGUGUAGCCAGCUGGACAAACUGGUGACCAACGGAGCAGCUGCAGAGGGGAUCUUACCUUCACUCUCCUCGUAUACUAUCGAGCUGUUGGACACAGUCGCUCUGAAUCUCCACAGAAUAGACAAAGACGUGCAACGCUGCGACCGCAACUAUUAUUACUUCACCACAGCCAACCUGGAGAAAUUACGAAACAUCAUGUGCAGCUAUGUGUGGGAGCAUUUAGAGAUCGGCUACGUUCAGGGCAUGUGCGACCUGCUUGCUCCGCUCAUGGUCAUCCUGGAUGAUGAGUCCCUGGCCUACAGCUGUUUCACUCAGCUAAUGAAGAGGAUGAGUCAGAACUUCCCUACCGGUGGAGCCAUGGACACACACUUUGCCAACAUGAGGUCACUUAUCCAGAUCCUGGACUCCGAGCUGUUUGAACUGAUGCAGCAGAACGGAGAUUACACUCACUUCUACUUCUGUUACCGCUGGUUUCUGCUGGACUUUAAGAGAGAGCUCCUGUAUGAGGACGUGUUUGCGGUCUGGGAGGUGAUCUGGGUGGCUCCCAGGAUUUCCUCAAAGCACUUUGGCCUCUUUCUGGCGUUGGCCCUGGUCACAGUUUACCGUGAGAUCAUCAUCGAUAACAACAUGGACUUCACCGACAUUAUCAAGUUCUUCAACGAGAUGGCUGAGCGUCACGAUGUCCUGCACAUCUUGAAGGUAGCCCGUGAGCUGGUGCACAGAGUCCAGUCUCUGAUGGACAACAAGUGACUGUAGAGGAAGAGGAGAGGGCGAGAGUAUCUAAAGGACACUCAGCUCUUCCUCUCAUCCCUCAGAGAGACUCAGUGUUUCCCGGCCUCCCCAUGCGCAUUGCAGGUCCUGGGAGGCCGGGUCCCCUCACCCUGCCCAGGUGAAGCGCCCUAUGAGUAGGGCAGGAAUGCUGCUGAGGGGGCCUGGCUCUGGAGCUCCGCCUCCAUCUGUUUACAUUUAACCUUCACAUGGAAUGCCCAUGGUGUCCGUUCAGACAUGUGGAUCUGUCUGCAUGCUUGUGAGUUUGAUCACACUGUGAACGCAUUUCUUGAGUCUCCCCAGUCUUACAAGAGCUUGUGUGCGUGCAUGAAAACACACACACACACACACACACACACACACACACACACACACACACACACACACACACACACACAUAUUUACACAUGCAGCAUUGGCUCUGACAAUACAGCAAGUUUCUCGAGUGUCGCCCUUUUCCUGACUCUGAACCAGAACAUGUUCGGUGUCAGUCAGGAAGUCUGUGUCCCUCCGCACAGUACCAGCGGAGGCCACCAGAGUGCAGGAUUUACACACAUAGAGGAGCAGAAGACUUAGCCACGAAGAAGUUUUCAUUAGUGACCAAAUGGACUGUGCCAACUACCUUUUCAUGAGUGUUUUCUACAACAGGCAUGUGUUUUUAACCCCCUUGUUCCCCCCUCUUUUUUUUUCUUUUCGUUCAUUAUCACACAAAUGUUGCCUUUAUCAGUGACAGCCCAGCGUACCGAGUUGCACUUUUGGGAGUGUUUCCUUCAUGGUGCCUGUGAAGAGCGUCAGUGACCGUGAGGUUCGGAGGCACCACGAAAGGCCAAACUGUAGAGAAAAAAAACAGAACGGAUUGCAGCCAACUUUCCUGAGCGUGCUUAUCUGUGAUGGAAGCAUUUAAAAUGCUUAUUUCAACACAGAAAGAACAGAAGCAGCAGAGCACAACAGUAGAGAAUAAAGCACACAGGCCGCCCCCUUAAACUCUAAAAAUAACUUGAGCAUCUCUGUUUGUACCACCAAGGUGUAAGGUCAGGGCUGAGGUCGUGUCUCCUGGAAUACUUCUGGAAAAGAGAUAUUUAACAACCUAUCAUUACACAGUUUUAAUGCUCAUUCCUUUUAGAAUAAAUAUCUUUAACUAUGAUUGUUUUUAAGGGAGAAAAACAGUAUUCAUCACAUUUUUAACAGAUGAUUUAACAGAUUUAAACUAGCCAGGCGUAAUGGACAGAAAUGAGCGUCGGAGGAGUAGCUCUUUUUAUGCAUUUCAAAAAUCAUGUUGAAAUGUCCAAGAUACAGUAUGCCAACUAUUUGUAUUACUGCCCGGAACAAGAAAAUAUAAAUAAGUUGUUGAACAUUUCCUCUUAUUUGCAGUAUUAUUAUAAAUCAAAUUGUCGAUAGUUCAGUUGAAAUACCAUUUUGAAAACACAGCGCUACAGAAAACACUGAGAGACCACUGCAACAUGAUGUUUUUCUCUGGUUCUACUCUUGAGUAGUUUCUCUGAGUUUGUCUUUCAGGAAAAUAAGCAUUCUUUUAUAUUGAAUUAACAGUUUAAAAUUGUACAAAAACAGAGCAAGGCAGAACUAAAUAAAUAUAUAAAUUAAUGGGUCAAAUAAGAAACCGGGGUGCCACUAUAAAAGGGUUUAAUUAAAAUGAUUUCAAAGGUGCUGUCACAACAGUAACAUCUCAGGAGAAAGGUCAGGUGACUCGAGUAUGUGGUGGCAAAAAGUUUCAAGUAAAGCAUUAAGCAUUCCAUUUGUGUAACAGACAACAUGUCAUUAAGCUAAUAGAAGAAGCAGUGUGGUGAGGUAGACUUCCAGGUGAGGAGGAUAUGUUUUUUAGCAACCAUCAAUCUCAAAUGCAGAGACAUUCAAUCUGCAUAUUUUACAUCAGACUGAAAGUCUCCUCCUCAUACUGCAUUAACCUGCAGCCUGAGAUGAUAGAACAACAGUGAACAUGUGUCAAAGUCCCUGGCCCAGGCUUCCCUGGUAUGAUCAGAAGAGACCGAAAUAGUAAAGUGAUUCACAACUUUCAAUAUUAAUUAUUCUGUAUUUCAUUUGUGGAAAAUGACAACUAGUUACGAUAGCAAAAAUAUGCAAUAUGAGAUUUUUUGUGCCAUUAUUAGGGAGAGAAAACAAUGUGAUACGGAUACAUUGGAUGUUUGUGCAUCACUGCUUGACACUCUGGAGAGUGAUGAUGCUUUUUGUAAUCCAUAUAGCGCCCUCUGCUGGUGAAAGAGAACUGCUAGUUUAAUACAGUGAUACUCAAAUGAAAUACUUUUUGACUUAUUUGGAUGGGGAUUUAACAAACCAGGUUCAGCUGACAGAAUUUUAAGAUGGUUUAAGUCCUAAUUUUACCACACAUAGCCUUAAAAUGCCAUUUCAACAUGAUUUGUUUUGCUUGUAGCACACAGUGAUUAUUUUAGGAGAAUCCGAUCACUGUUGGAAAGUAGAGAUAUACACAAGUCUCAAAUCCUCGUUUUCUGGUUGGAAACAUCAGAUAUGUUCAAAGAUCUGAACAUCAGGAAAUCUGGUUGCAAUCCUGCCUGGAGUUCGGCCUCUGAGAACAGAAUUAAGCUUGAAUCAGGUCGGUCUACAAACCAGAUUUGCGGUUCCCGUUUUUAAAAGAAGCUGCUGCUUUUGAUGCCAAACUCUCUCCAGUGUUCAGCGAGUCAGUAUACACUCGGUCUUGGGCUUCACAGUGACAGCACAGAGUAUUAUUCAUGUUUCUACCUUGAAGGGAAUUUUUGAUACUGUUUCCCCCUCAUCAGUGUGACCCUUUAUCUCCUCUCCUCCUUAAAACGUCCGACACGGCUGCAUCUGAUUGGUCAUCCAGCACGGACCUGCACCUGUGAUCCAAGUGCCAAGAGUCUUCCCCAUCCUGAAGCGUACUGUAGUGAUCCAGCUCUCUUCACUUGCUAGUUUGAUCCCAGGAACGGGCGGAGACGUGGAUGUACGUCUCCCCUUUUCUUCUUCCAAUCAGGACGUUGUGUACCAAAGCCUUGAAAAAGCCCCCUCUGUGGCAUGACGACAAUGUGCAAUUUCAUACUGCAUCUUGAAGACUGACUGUUUACUAUGUGUGUACAAUAUUUUUGAAAAUUGUGAUUCUUAAACUACUGUGCAAUUGCUGUCGUUUCAGAAGAUCCAUUAAAGUCUAUAUUGCUGUAAAUAGGAAACUGAAAUCCUAAUAUUUCUAUGAAGACCGUGGAACCAUAAAUAUAAACAUAUAUACCUUAUUUUGAGAUCUAUUUUUUAUGUUGGUUUUAGCAGCACUAGUGGGAGUUUUAAAGUGUGCAGAGAUGCAGAAUGUGUGCAGACGUUGUUACACGUUGACUGUUAAGUGUUCCUUCUCAAUGUUGUGCACUGAUUUCAAGAUUUCUAUUUAUUCAGAGAUCCAAUGAAUUAAUUGCAUUGCUGAAUAUGUAUUGGUAAGGAUGUAUUAUUUGCCUUGAAUGUAAUGUAUUAUUAAACAACAAUUUGUUCAUGA
Messenger RNA from Labrus mixtus (cuckoo wrasse), 6852 nucleotides. It is a transcript of the gene sgsm2, whose product is annotated as small G protein signaling modulator 2. NCBI's taxonomy places the organism in Eukaryota, Metazoa, Chordata, Actinopteri, Labriformes, Labridae. Gene Ontology annotation, molecular function: GTPase activator activity. Bases 144 to 3350 code for a protein of 1068 amino acids. The record is from RefSeq and is a predicted model, not a curated record. The transcript is spliced from 24 exons.